GAAGCAACAUGGAUACUGGGAUGGAUAAAAUUCAUAAUGAAACCAACGGCGUUUUGGCUGCAUCUGCACCUGCUAUGCCCCAGAAGCUCAUUAUCGAUACUGACCCUGGGAUUGAUGAUAGCAUGGCAAUCAUGAUGGCAUUUCAAUCUCCAGAGUUGGAGAUCUUGGGCUUGACAACAAUAUUUGUUAAUGUUACAACAAAAGAUGACACACGUAAUGCUUUGCUUCUGGGAGGAAAGGGUCGUGUUGCUGACUUUGUUCAUGGUUCUGAUGGACUGGGAAACAUUUUUCUACCUUCUCCAAAAGCUCAGAAAUUUGAGAAGACUGCUUCUGAAUUUUUAGUUGACAAGGCCUCUGAAUACCCCGGUGAAGUAUCCAUACUUGCGCUAGGACCACUGACUAACUUGGCUCUGGCAAUCAAAAGGGACUCCUCCUUUGCAAACAAGGUGAAAAAAAUAGUUGUACUUGGAGGUGCAUUUUUUGCACUGAGAAAUGUAAAUCCUGCUGCUGAAGGAAAUAUUUAUGGAGACGCAGAAGCGGCAGAUGUAGUCUUUACAUCUGGAGCAAACAUUGUUGUCGUUGGAAUAAAUAUCACAACCCAAGUUAAAUUUACAGAUGAUGACCUUCUUGAAUUGAGGCUCAAAGGGAAAUAUGCUCAAAUAAUAUGUGACAUGUGCAAAUUCUAUAGAGAUUGGCAUGUGAAGUCUGAUGGUGUAUAUGGGAUUUUUCUUCAUGACCCUGUGAGUUUUGUAGCGCUAGUUUGCCGUGAUCUCUUCACAUACAAGAAGGGGGUUGUGAGAGUCGAGACACAGGGCAGUGUGGGAUAUACACUGAUGGGCCAAGGACUUAAAAUGUAUAUCCAAACCUAGGAUGCUCUUUAAUGUAUUCUAAUUGGUUUUGCUUUUGCUUUCUCCAAUCAUUAUGCUGUAAUUUGAUGCAUAUGGAGUACAAGCACCCGUGGACAGGAUAUGCCCCUAUAGAAGUUGCUUGGGCAGUUGAUGUGGAAGAAGUGCUCAAUUACAUCAGAAAAUUUUUGAUGAAACCGUGAGAAUUAUUCUCCAUCCUGGCUUUUUGAAGAUGCCAGACGCCAAAGUAGGAAUGUUGAAGCCCCAUAUGAUCUUUGCCUUCACUUUCUGGUUUGGGCACAAGGGGCCAACAAUUGUUCUAACAAUCAUUUCAAACUCCGAAGCAUGCGUGCAAAAACGUUCUCUUGAUUGAUUUUCAACUAGAUGAAUUCAACAUAGCGAGUUCUGUUGUUUAACCUGUGUACCAGCACUUGGGCUAAAACUAUGGGCAACAAACCACGGUGUUGCAAUGUGGAAGCGUCUCUUAUGUCAACAAUUAAGCACUUAAGCACGAAGAUCAAGCAACUGCCUUGUAGUACAUGAUGUUAAGGGUUUAACAACUUUGAGGCAUUUGGUUAUUUAACCAUUUUUAGUUAGUUUGCUAUCUUUUCAACUAUCUCUCCAAUUCAUAAUUCAUAAAGCAGAGCCUUAUUAGGUCUUCA
Hevea brasiliensis (rubber tree) is the source of this 1507-nucleotide messenger RNA. RefSeq names its product uridine nucleosidase 1. Gene Ontology annotation, cellular component: cytosol. The record is from RefSeq and is a predicted model, not a curated record. Gene Ontology annotation, biological process: purine nucleoside catabolic process. NCBI's taxonomy places the organism in Eukaryota, Viridiplantae, Streptophyta, Magnoliopsida, Malpighiales, Euphorbiaceae. Gene Ontology annotation, molecular function: purine nucleosidase activity.